GCGACCGAGGCCAGCCUGCCGGCUACCGGCCGCUGAUUCGUUACGACGAACGUCAUGUUUUCUUCCAUCGGCUUAUCACGGGAAGAACAGCCGGCGACGCGCAAGGCCCGCGCCCGCGAUAGCAGCCGCCGGUGAUAGAAGCCGGCCGUUGCCAUUUUGUGUUUCGGCGACGCUCUGCCGUUCGCAGACGACGGACGGCUGUUUCACUGUUUGGCGACUUCGCACGUGCACUCCGUUUUCACCAUGGAUCGUGGACCCAAUAAAAGAAGAAUCAAACCUCCCGAUAAUCCGGAAUUAUUGAUAGAUUUUUUUAGUGAAAGUUCAUCCGAUAGUGAUUUCCAUAUUGAAGAUCACUAUGUUAAUAGUGAAUCAGAUUCGGGAGAUUCAAGUUUCAUUAUUGCAGAUGAUUGUGGUAAUCAAGAAGAAACUAAAAAAGAUGAUGAAAACAAUAUUAGAUGUAAUAAUGGUAAUAUGACUACUGAUUGUACAGAUGUCUUCAUACCCAUUGAAGAUAAUUCUAUUAAGGUGAAUUUAAGUGAAAUAGUAGAUAGCAUUCGUAUUUGCAGUAUUUGCUUAGGUGAUGCCAGCGAUGAUGCGAAUGAAUUAAUAGAUUGUGAUGAAUGUGCUAUAUCAGUUCAUGAAAGUUGUUAUGGUGUUCAUGAUUCUGGAAGUGUAAAUUCAUCUAUUUCAUCAUGUUCUACGGAACCAUGGUUUUGUGAAGCUUGUAAAGCAGGAAUUGAAAAUCCUACUUGUGAAUUAUGUCCUAAUUUCGGUGGGAUAUUUAAGGAGACAGAUUGUGGUAAAUGGGUUCAUUUAGUAUGUGCUCUCUAUAUACCUGGUAUAUGUUUUGGUGAAGUUACAAGUCUCAGUAAACUUGAGUUGUUUAAAAAUACUACACCUCGAUGGGGAAAUAAAAGUUGUACAUUGUGUAAGGAUUUCAGAUUUAGUAGCACUGGAGUGACUAUUUCAUGUGAUGCUGGGAUGUGCCGAACUAGUUUUCAUGUUACAUGUGCUCAGCGAGAAGGUGGAUUAUCAGAUUCAACAGAUCCGGAAACUGACCAAACAGAUCCAUUUUAUGCUCAUUGCAAGUUGCAUGUAGACAAAAUAAUAGUAAAGAAAAGAAAAAGAAAUUGGGAAAUCCUUCAAUUAAGAACAAAGCAAAUGAAAUUAAAGCGUGAACAACAGUCUUCAGAAAAACCAUUGUCUUGGCAACGUAAUCAACGAUGGCUUAAAAAAUUACAAUCUAAGUAUGAACAGAUGAAAAAAAUCAGCAAACCACUAAUACCAGAAUCAACAUUAAAAUCAAAAGUUCCUCGGUCCAUUGCAACAUCAGCUUCAUCAUGUCGAGCACUUUGGUUAAAAGCAGACUUAAUGGGUAUAAAUAUGACGGCUCAAGAGACUAUUGAAGGACAAAUAAAGGAACUGCGUAAUGUAUCAAAAAAAUGGAAUAUACCGCCCGCGUUUAGUUUGGAAUUUGUAAGUUAUUUUACGGAUAGAAAUUUAAGGUUGGCAGAUUUGAAAAAGCAGCUAAAACAUUUUACUGAACAAAACAACAUACUCCGUGAUAAACAAAAAAUUGUGCAAGAAAAAUACAAUCAAGAUUCCAAAAAUAAUGAAAUUCUAAAAAAAAAACAUUUGGAACUUGAGAAUAUUAUUAAAGUAUACCAUAAUGUAAUUCAUUCAUGCAAUCCCAAUGCUAAUAUCUUAGAUGUAGAUAUACUUACUAGAGAAGUUCAAAACGAUCAUAAUUCUUUUAAUAGUGUGGCUGCAUUGGGUUUGUAUAAUAAAUGUGGUAUUUGUAGUCAAACAAAUGACCAACAUUUGCUGGCAAAAUGUGAUACAUGCUGCUUAUACUAUCAUUUGUGUUGUUUAACUCCACCACUGAGUAGAAUGCCCAUGAAAACAAAAUUAUAUGGAUGGCAAUGCAGUGAGUGUGAAAAUCCCAAUCCCAAUUCUAAACAACAAAAAGAAGAUCUAAAUGCUCCUAGAAGAUCAAGGUAUAGCGGAAAAGGGCAAUCUAUAUCAGGUAGCCAUAGAUCUUCAUAUAUUGCUAAUGAUUUACAGGAGUUCAAUUGUUCACCAAAACAGAAUGAUGCAUCAAAGAAAAAAAAACAUGUACAGCAGAAGGACAAAUGUUCUUCAGAAAUAAAAACAAAACGAGUUAAGUUUCACAAACGCAAACUUAAACGUCCUAGAGAUUAUUCAGAAUUGGUGCCAACUAAUAAUCAUUUAGCUAAUGAACCACCACAACAUGCAAUUAAGCUUUUUAUUAAAUCCAUACCAAGUGCUAGUGGGGUAAAGACAACAUCGUCACAAUUAGUCAUUGGGCCACAAGUAGAUAAUACACAUCAAACAUCUCCAACUAAACCAGAAAAGAGUGUUGCACCAAUCAGAAUCAAAAAGACAUUGACAGAUAUUAAAUUAACUCCUUUGUGCUAUACUUGUAAAAAAACUGGGACAACAGACGUAAUGGUUCAAUGUGAGGAUUGCAGUGACUAUUUUCAUUUUAGCUGUCUUGAUCCCCCAGUGAAAAAAACACCCAAAGUCUGUGGUUACUCGUGGCACUGUCAAGAAUGUGAUCCAACGGACAGUGACUACUAAUUACAAAAAUAUUUGGAAGCAAAAUUCUACCACAUCAAUGAACUUAAAUUAUUAUUUAUACUCAAAAUGGUUUAAUAAUUUUUACUUAUAUUUUAUUUUUAUAUUUUUUUUUAUCCCAUAGGAUUAAUAUUAUAUUGUAUUUUUUUUUAUUUAAAAUUAAUUAAGUUUAUAUAAUCUCUGUGUUACUAAUGUAACUACUACAUUGUAUUAUGUCAUUAAAUUUUAGAUUUUUCAAAUAAAAUAAAUUAAUAAAGUGUGAACUAUGAAUUGUGAUGUACUAUGUCUAGUUGA
Molecule: messenger RNA, 2892 nt
Organism: Metopolophium dirhodum (rose-grain aphid)
Lineage: Eukaryota; Metazoa; Arthropoda; Insecta; Hemiptera; Aphididae
Product: PHD finger protein 14-like
Exons: 18
Coding region: 244-2601 (785 amino acids)
Biological process (GO): regulation of transcription by RNA polymerase II
Source: RefSeq, a predicted model, not a curated record